Messenger RNA from Exophiala spinifera, 1551 nucleotides. RefSeq lists its product as uncharacterized. Gene Ontology annotation, molecular function: oxidoreductase activity, acting on paired donors, with incorporation or reduction of molecular oxygen; heme binding; iron ion binding. Bases 1 to 1551 code for a protein of 516 amino acids. Lineage: Eukaryota; Fungi; Ascomycota; Eurotiomycetes; Chaetothyriales; Herpotrichiellaceae. The record is from RefSeq and is a predicted model, not a curated record. The transcript is spliced from 3 exons.
AUGGCGAUUAAAAUCAUGACCGAAGAGGCGCCAGUCCCCAAGUCCGCCAUCUUGGUCGCGUGGGCUUUCGUCGCUGCAAACCCUCUUCUGGUUCCUGCCGUCACCCUCUUCGUCCUUCUGGUCGUGCGACCCCUCUACAGACGAUAUUCGUCGCCUUUGCGACAGUUCCCUGGACCCUUCCUCGCCUCGUGCACCCGAGCAUGGCGGAUGUGGAGCGUCUGGACGGGCAAGAACGAAGAGCACUAUAUCGCAGUCCACAAGAAGUAUGGGCCAAUAGUCCGGACUGGACCAAAUGAAGUCUCGCUUUCGUCACCAGAAGCCGCCCUCGACCUAUUCAAGACUGGCAAGGGAUUCCACAAGACCGACUUCUACGGCGUCUUUCCGCCUCCAGAGAAUCCAGAUAUCUUUACCGAGACAAGGGAGUCUGUGCAUGGCGUGAAGAAGCGAUAUGCAACCACCCCAUACAGUCUGGCUGCAAUGCAACAAUGUACCGACCGCAUCGAAGGCACUGAGCAGCUGCUCAUUUCACAGCUGGAUAAGUUUACCGAAACUCGCAAAAUUUGCGACUUAGGAGAUUGGUUGCAUUUCUUUGCUUUUGAUGUCUUGGGCGAGGUCGCGUUUUCGAAGAAGUUUGGCUUCCUCGAGGCAGGUGUCGACGUAGACCGGGCAAUCAAGACCAUUGACGAUUCGCAAUGGUACAACGGCCUGAUUGGGCAGGUUCCCUGGCUUGACCACAUCUUCAGACGUAAUCCUCUUUGGCAAUUCAUUCCUUUCCUAGCUACCAAGAACGCUCUAGUCACACGUGUCGCUAUGGGCCAGCUUGAGAAGCGCACCAACCCUCAAGGCGAAAAGGUCGAGUACAAGGAUCUCCUCAACAGUUUGAUCGAAGCACAGAAACAGCACCCGGAAGCCCUCGGCAAAGGCGACGUAUUCGCCAUUGCGCAUGGUGCCAUUUUCGCGGGAAGUGAUAGCACGGCGAGUACCAUGCAGAGCUUCAUGUGGCAAGUGGUGUCGAACAAGCGUGUGUACGACAAACUGAUGAAGGAGAUUCUGGCUGCCGAUCUCUCGGACAUGGUCACGUACAACGAGGCUCAAAACCUGCCAUAUUUCCAGGCCUGCUUGAAGGAAGCCAUGAGGAUCAACCCCGCUGUCGGCUUGAACAUCACGCGAAAGGUGCCGCCUGGCGGUGCGGAGCUCGGGUGCCAUAAGCUGCCAGGUGGUACAGAAGUCGCAGUCAAUGGCUGGGUUCUGCACAGGGACACCGGCAUUUUCGGGCAAGAUGCUGAAGUAUUCAGGCCAGAAAGAUGGAUUGAAGGCGACAAGGAGAGUAUAAAGAGAAUGGAGAGGUGUAUGUUCCAGUUUGGUGGCGGAUCCCACGUCUGCAUCGGUCGACAUCUCGCUCUGCUGGAAAUGAACAAGGUCUUGCCUCAGCUACUACGACGAUACGAAAUCCAGCUUGUCAACCCCAACAAGGCCCUCGAUCACCAUUCCAGUUUCUUCGUUGUACAGUGGGGUCUUUUGACAUACCUUAAGCUGAGAGAAAAGGCAUAA